This is a messenger RNA of Plasmodium yoelii, 1050 nucleotides long. RefSeq lists its product as uncharacterized. Gene Ontology annotation, cellular component: condensed nuclear chromosome. The record is from RefSeq and is a predicted model, not a curated record. Gene Ontology annotation, molecular function: ATP binding; DNA strand exchange activity; double-stranded DNA binding. The transcript has a single exon. NCBI's taxonomy places the organism in Eukaryota, Apicomplexa, Aconoidasida, Haemosporida, Plasmodiidae. Gene Ontology annotation, biological process: reciprocal meiotic recombination; DNA strand invasion; chromosome organization involved in meiotic cell cycle. Bases 1 to 1050 code for a protein of 349 amino acids.
AUGAAAUCAGCUAAUGCAAAAGAAGAUACAAUUUCACAAACAUGUGACAAUAGUACUACAGAAGACGUCGAUGAACAUUUAUAUACGGGGCCAUUGAAAAUAGAACAAUUACUUGCAAAAGGAUUUGUUAAAAGAGAUUUAGAAUUACUUAAAGAAGGCGGUUUGCAAACUGUCGAAUGUGUAGCAUAUGCCCCUAUGCGUACAUUAUGUUCCAUUAAAGGUAUAAGUGAACAAAAGGCAGAAAAAUUAAAAAAGGCAUGUAAAGAAUUAUGUAAUUCUGGUUUUUGCAAUGCAAUAGACUACCAUGAUGCUCGACAAAAUUUAAUAAAGUUUACAACUGGAUCAAAACAGUUAGAUGCUUUAUUAAAAGGAGGAAUCGAAACUGGUGGGAUUACUGAAUUAUUUGGAGAGUUUCGUACUGGAAAAAGUCAGCUUUGCCAUACAUUGGCUAUAACAUGUCAAUUACCAAUUGAACAGUCUGGAGGUGAGGGUAAAUGUUUAUGGAUUGAUACAGAAGGAACAUUUAGACCUGAACGUAUUGUAGCUAUAGCUAAAAGGUAUGGUUUGCACCCAACAGAUUGUUUAAAUAAUAUAGCAUAUGCUAAAGCAUAUAAUUGUGAUCAUCAAACAGAAUUAUUAAUAGAUGCAAGUGCAAUGAUGGCAGAUACAAGAUUUGCUUUAUUAAUAGUGGAUUCAGCAACCGCUUUAUACAGAUCAGAAUAUACAGGAAGAGGAGAACUUGCUAAUAGGCAAUCACAUUUAUGCAGGUUUUUAAGAGGGCUACAACGAAUAGCUGAUAUAUAUGGGGUUGCAGUAAUAAUAACUAAUCAAGUUGUUGCAAAAGUUGAUGCCAUGAGUAUGUUUGGAGGGCACGAAAAAAUUCCAAUUGGUGGAAAUAUAAUUGCACACGCAAGCCAAACAAGAUUGUAUUUAAGAAAAGGUCGAGGUGAAAGUCGAAUUUGCAAAAUUUAUGAUUCUCCAGUUUUGCCUGAAGGCGAGGCUGUAUUUGCUAUAACAGAAGGUGGAAUAGCAGAUUAUGAAGAAAAAUAA